AUGCUGAGUUUUGCUGAGAGUGUUGGUUGGAAGAUGCAGAGACAAGAGGAAUCUGUUGUUCAACAGUUUUGUCAAGAGAUUGGAGUUAGAAGAAGAGUUCUUAAAGUUUGGAUGCAUAACAACAAACACAAUCUAUCCAAGAAGAGCAACAACGUUAAUAACAAUGUCGACGUUUCUGCUGAGAAUAACGACAUCAAUAAAGCCAAUGGUGGGAAUCUUGCUUCUAGUCCUUAG
Molecule: messenger RNA, 234 nt
Organism: Arabis nemorensis
Lineage: Eukaryota; Viridiplantae; Streptophyta; Magnoliopsida; Brassicales; Brassicaceae
Source: the annotation of a GenBank genome assembly